AAAUUCCGAACUCAGUCGCUCGAACGCGGAGCUGUCACACAGAAGAGCGCGCGUAACUUUUUUUUAACACUCGUAAGGUGUUUUUUAGGUUUAACCAUGAAGGUUUUCUUUGUUUUCGCCGUUCUCGCUCUGGCGUUCGCCGAAGAAAAGGAGGAGGAUAGACCGAAGACUUUCAGGAGACUGAUUCCUGCUGAUGUUUUGAGAGACUUCCCCGGAAUGUGCUUCGCAUCAACCCGCUGCGCGACCGUCGAGCCCGGCAACACAUGGGACCUGGCGCCGUUCUGCGGCCGCAGCACCUGCGUCGUCAGCGAGGACACCCCCCCGCGCCUGCUGGAGCUGGUCGAGGACUGCGGACCGCUGCCGUUGGCUAACCCCAAGUGCAAGCUUGACACAGACAAGACCAACAAGACCGCCCCCUUCCCCGGCUGCUGUCCCAUCUUCACUUGCGAAGAGGGCGCCAAGCUGGAGUACCCCGAGCUCCCCACCCCCGCUCCGGAGGAGGAGAAGGAGAAAAAGGAGGAGGAGAAACCUAAAGCUUAAAUAAGAAACCACAAAUAUAAGUUACAUCGAACAUUCAACAACAUAAUCAUCAUCAAAAAUAACUUACCUACUAAACUGGUGAGCUCCAUCUUAGGCUCUGUCUUCACUUUCCAUCAGGUGUGACAAGGGUCAAUCGCCGGUCAGAAUAUAAUAAAAAAAUGCCAAAGGGCGCCUUUAAGAGAUUACAUAUACUUGGGAAAAUUCGACCCAAGCCGCCAUUAUCCAGGCAGCAGAGAGCUUGCAUCCGCCACGAAUGAAGAGGAUGCUGCAUUCCCAGCUUGGGCACUGGAAGCCUUGGUCACUUUUUCUUACGUAUAUAAUGUAUAUUUCAGUUAAUAAUCAUACAAAAGCUGUAAUAGGGAGUGCUCCCGGUACUGGUUUUCUAUACAAAUACAGUACCUAAACCGGGAAUUCUCAGUUUACGCCAUACAAACUGAGUACCAGGAGGAUUUCCUAGCUGUAAAUCCAUGUGUCCGGUUAGAAGGACCAACUAUUAUAAAAUCCGGAUCGAAGGAUUACCAAUAAAAGUUUUGUACAGUCGUUAUAACUUAUUUUUAAGCUGUAUAAAGGCUGCAUAAGUCUAAUGAAAACAUUAAAGCGGCGUUAAUGCUGUUAGAUAAAAAAUUAGGGCAGCUAAACUUAAAAGGGAAUCAGAAACAUAUCCACCACGACACGUACGUGAUCACCAAUAUAGGUGUACGUAAUAUGGCGUGUUGCUUAAAUUUCACUCCAAAAAAAUUACGACGCUGGUCGUUGUAACUUAUAAUGGUAAUGUUAUCUUUGGUUUCUAAAAAAUUAAUAGUAGUGCGUUAAAAUGGAAGUGAUAUUUUAAUUCUGCUGAUUAGCAUAUUCAUGGGUGACUUUGCCCACUUUUAGAAACGUGACGAUUUUUAAAUAAGAUUUCACUUUCAUUUUGAACAAGAGUAUUCCUAAUCGCAUAGCGAAAAAUUGGUCUCAAAAUUCUAUACCAAAUUUGUAAUUGUAUGUUUUUAUACGGCUGAGUCAAAACGCUAAACCUCAAAAAUUGGAAAACGUGUUUUAAUAAUGUAUUGCCAAAUAAAAUAACUCAAUUGUGGCCCAUUGUUAAAUUUGACUCAAUGUAUGAUGAAUCAUGAACAAACUGUUCAUUGAAAUUUGUUGAGCAAUAAAAGGGACAAUGGACGAAAUCUACUUCCUAUUUCCUGCCUUUUCUGUAUAAAUCAUGAUAAGUUUAACGAAUUGUUCAACGUACCCAAUUUUUUUAUCGUCUAUCAGCACGAGAUUUUUUUAUUGUGGACUUUUUAGAAGUUUUUUUAUUUGAAUACCUGAAUAAGUUUGUGAUAUUGACAAAAAAAAGUUAUUCAAUAAAAAAUACAAAAUUUCUAAA
Molecule: messenger RNA, 1906 nt
Organism: Cydia pomonella (codling moth)
Lineage: Eukaryota; Metazoa; Arthropoda; Insecta; Lepidoptera; Tortricidae
Exons: 3
Coding region: 97-540 (147 amino acids)
Source: RefSeq, a predicted model, not a curated record